Molecule: messenger RNA, 398 nt
Organism: Tuber aestivum (summer truffle)
Lineage: Eukaryota; Fungi; Ascomycota; Pezizomycetes; Pezizales; Tuberaceae
Source: the annotation of a GenBank genome assembly
AUGACAGGUAAGCUUUUCAAAUCCUUCCCUCCGAGAAUUAAAAUCUUUCGCUGACAAAUGAUAUAUAUUUGCUUAUAAUUAAAAAAUAUUAAGAUGCUAAUGGGAAAAUAUUAUAUACAGAAUAUAAAUACUUCAGUUAUGAUAGUAUAAAGGACUCAGAUGGAGAAGCCAGACAGGGAGAAGGAGAUGGGAGAUCUCCGAAUAUGGCUCUGAGAGGUCAGAUUUCAACUCCAGAAUUUCUUCAUGAACUUCAGGAGCCUGGAGUACCACCAUAUGAACUUCGGUUGAAGGAGUCAGCAAUUUGUGUGCUAAUACGAAACCUGUCAUUGGAGGAAGGAUUGGUUAAGAAUGCAAGAGUGGUAAUAACUAAGCUUUUGGAAAAUGUUAUUGAGGUAUAG